GCGGAAGGCGGAAGUGUGUGCUGUGGGACUGCGAAACCGCGCUGAGGUGUCCCUAGCUGGCACCUCUUGGCGCUUUUGGGUCUGGGCUCGGGGUCCCGGAGGGGGCUGGGAGGCAGAGCGAGGCGCGGUGGCCAUGAGGCGGCCGCGGGGCCCGGCGGACUGUGGAGGUUGAGCCCGCCGCGGUCCCUCGGUGCCUCCUCCAGGCAGCCCCCCAUCCGGUGCGCUUCAUCCCGCCGUUUCUCCUAGGGCCCUCCUUGCCUGCAGCGCCCGCGUCGUCCCCGCCGUCUACCCGGCGCUCGGGCCGCGGCUCCAGGGCCGGCCGUCCAGUGACCCCCCGGGCGCCGGCUGGAGCCAGGCCUUGCGGGCGCCGGGGGUCCCGGGCCCCUAGACCCCCACUAUGACCGCGGCCUCCGCCUCCAACUGGGGGCUGAUCACCAACAUAGUGAACAGCAUAGUGGGGGUCAGUGUCCUCACCAUGCCCUUCUGCUUCAAACAGUGCGGCAUGGUCCUGGGGUCGCUGCUCCUGGUGUUCUGCGCCUGGAUGACACACCAGUCCUGCAUGUUCCUGGUGAAGGCCGCCAGCCUGAGCAAGCGGAGGACCUACGCCGGCCUGGCCUUCCACGCCUAUGGGAAAGCAGGGAAGAUGCUGGUGGAGACCAGCAUGAUCGGACUCAUGCUAGGGACCUGCAUUGCUUUCUACGUUGUGAUCGGUGACUUGGGGUCCAACUUCUUUGCUCGGCUGUUUGGGUUUCAGGCUGGGGGUGCGUCUCCCCGGGCUCCAUAUCCCUGGGCUCCGUCUCCUCUGGCUCCGUCUGUGUCCUGCCUCUCCCCCUGCAUCCAGCACUCUUCACGGAGGGAGCCCUGCAGCCACGUGACCAGCCACUUCCGCGUCUUCCUGCUGGUGGCGGUGUCCUUGUGCAUCGUGCUGCCGCUCAGCCUGCAGAGGAACAUGAUGGCCUCCAUCCAGUCCUUCAGCGCCAUGGCCCUCAUCUUCUACACGGUGUUCAUGUUUGUGAUCGUGCUGUCCUCACUCAAGCAUGGCCUCUUUGGCGGGCAGUGGCUGCAGCGGGUCAGCUUCGUGCGCUGGGAGGGUGUCUUCCGUUGCAUCCCCAUCUUCGGCAUGUCCUUCGCCUGCCAGUCCCAGGUUCUGCCCACCUACGACAGCCUGGACGAGCCCUCGGUAAAGGCCAUGAGCUCCAUAUUCGCUUCCUCUCUCAACGUGGUCACCACCUUCUACAUCACGGUGGGAUUUUUCGGUUACGUCAGCUUCACCGAGGCCAUCGCUGGCAAUGUGCUGAUGCACUUCCCUUCCAACCUGGUGACGGAGAUGCUUCGUGUGGGCUUCCUCAUGUCCGUGGCCUUCGGCUUCCCCAUGAUGAUCCUGCCCUGCAGGCAGGCCCUCAGCACCCUCCUCUUCGAGCAGCAGCAGAAGGAUGGCACCUUUGCUGCUGGAGGGUACAUGCCCCCUCUCCGCUUCAAAGUGCUCACCCUCUCGGUGGUGUUUGGAACCAUGGUCGGUGGAAUCCUGAUUCCCAAUGUGGAGACGGUGCUCGGCCUCACGGGAGCCAUGAUGGGGAGCCUUAUCUGCUUCGUGUGCCCCGCCCUCAUCUACAGGAAGGUCCACAAGAACGCCUUCUCAGCCCAGGUGGUGCUCUGGGUCGGCCUGGGCGUCCUGGUCAUCAGCACAUACACCACCCUGUCUGUGCGUGAAGAGGCUCCUGUGGACUUGGCAGAGGAGGCUGGCGGCCGGCUUGGGGAAGCUGAGAGCAUCAAGAAGGCAGAGGCGGCCCGGCUGUCAGCCCAGGACCUGGUCGCGGAGGUGGCCAAGGACUCCCGCAACGAACUGAAACUGCCUGGCAUAAAGGACGAGGCAGAGCAGGCCCAGAUCAAGGGCCCCGUGGAGAUGCCCCCGCGAGGAGACACCAAGGAGAAGCUGGAGGAGGCACAGCUUGACCGCCCUGGCCAAGGGAUUGCUGUGCCCCUGGGGGAGGCCCACCGUCACGAGCCCCCUGUCCCACAUGACAAGGUGGUGGUCGACGAAGGCCAAGACCUGGAAGGACCAGAGGAGCGCGAACGCGUGUCCAAACACGCAGGCGCGGAAGCCCUGGGAGGCAUGGAGCCGGGCGCACAUCCCCUGCUGGACUUAGAGAGGGAGAGGCGGGCACCUGAGCGGGGAGAGGCCCUGCAGGAAGUGGCUGGCCCUCCUGAGGAGCUCCAGAAGGCUCCAGAGGCCAACAGCCAGCCAGCUAUUCAGCCUGCCCAUGAGGACCUGGGGCUAAGCGACAGGGAGGGCCAACCAGGGCCCCAGGCAGGGCUCGUGGAGGAGCAGGAGGUCCUGGCCGCAAGAGGAAGGGAGAAUGCAGAGCGCGUCGUGCCGCCGGGCCCCGCUGCAGAAGAGCUGGGGAAGCCUGCUGCAGGGCAGAGUGGCCCUGGUGGGAAGGUGGCCCUCCCAGCAGAGAGACCUGAGCGCCUGGCAGGGCUGCCAGCCGAGCCUCGGGAGCAGAGGCACGCCGAGGGCCUGCUUCAGGACAACGCCGGCAGCAAGCUGGAGGACGCCGGCAAGGUGGAGCUGCUGGACCAUGCGGUGCUGCUGCAGGUGAUCAAGGAGCAGCAGGUGCAGCAGAAACGGCUCCUGGACCAGCAGGAGAAGCUACUGGCUGUCAUUGAGGAGCAGCACAAGGAAAUCCACCAGGAGCGGCCACGGCUGGUGGACACAAAGGAUGAGCCAAGGCCAGUGGCACCCCGUGACAAGGAGAGGGAGGCCCCCGCCCGGAAGCCGGGGCAGGACGUGCUGGCUCAGGCCGUGGAACCUGCGCCCAGAGACCGCCCGGCACCCCCCAAAGAACACGGCCCACGGGCUGCGGGAGAGCCCCAGGGGGCUGUGGUAAGAGGCGCAGCUGGCCUUCCUGGUGACAGCGCAGACAUGGAGCCCCGGGCAGCCCAGGCCAAGGCUGGGAAAGGCCGGCAGGGCGCCCCACGGGAGCAGGAGCCACCCGCUGUGCAGAACCCCGCCGUGUCCCCCCAUCCCCCUGGGCAAGGUCGAGGAGUCCUUGCCGAAGGUUCCCAAGAAGGGGAGAAACCUAGAAAGGAGGCGGCAGCUAUCGGCACUGAUGUUGGGAAGGAGCCCGCUGUGCCUGGGGCCAGGGUGGAGGCCCCGCAGGUGAGGCAAGACCCAGGGCCCGUGGCCGACCUGGCCCACCAGUCCAAGGGAGGAGCGGCCCUUUGGGCCCCGUCUGCGCCCGAACACUGGGGUGCCCCUGACGGGGGUCGGGGCCAGCUGUUGGGCCAGGCCCAUCACCCGGAGGCCUGGAAAGAGGCGCCUGGAGGGAACCCCGCCGUGCAAGAGCCUGAGCUGAGGCUGGAGCCCGAGCCGGGGCCUAAGGUGGCCGCCCCAGAGGCCCCGAAGCUGGACAAGGCCAAGCCCAACCGCGACCUGAAGGUGCAGGCAGGCGCUGACUUGCGGCGGCGGCGGCGCCGGGGUCUAGCCCCCGACCUGGGGCAAGAUGGCGUCCUCCUCAGCCUGCACCCCCUGCUGGGGCUUGGGGCCAACGGCCUGCGCGGUGCCCUGGAGGCCCAGCUGCACCAGGCGGCGCAGGGGGCGGUGCAGGUGGUGCGGAGCCGGCAGAUGAAGCAGGUGCUGGGGGCCAUGGAAGAGGCGUAAGUGCCUCCCUAGGGCGGGGCCUGAGUCUGCCCAGCUCACUCCCCUGGCUUCACCUGGGAGCGCAGUAUCUCCUCCCUGUCCCCCCAGUCUUCAGAUCUCACUGGGGUAUCAUUUGCAGAGUGGCCCCCGCCUGCCCUUCUCUUUGCCUCCUACUUUGAGGCUGUAACUAGAAGGUUCUUCCAACGUCCCACAUAGUGCUGGGUCCUUUCAGCCUGAAGAGGGCCGCUCCCACCCUGAGCCCCAGCUGGGACCCACCACUCCAGGUGGCCUCUGUGUGUCAGAGACAGACCAGUCCCACACACCCAGGAGUGUGGCCCCUCUCGCCCUCACUGACCCUGCCCCAUGAGACCUCUCAGAGCCAACUGACCACAAAGCUGGUUCCUCAGACGUCCCUUAUUUACCUAGAGUCCUCUAAGUACGGUCAGCACCCUCCAAUAAACACUGCCUGCUGCUGCCCCCCAGGGUCGCUGUGAGCUGCUGGGGGACCUCAUAUCUGCCUCUCCACCUUCCCCAUGCGUUCCCAAAUGAAACUGUUCUGAGUUUAUUUUUAACUAAUAGAAAAACCACUGAUAGCUGAAAAUAGUAAAGCUGGUAUUGAGGUGAAUUACCUAGAAAAAAGGCUCAGGAUCCCACCAACAUAAAGCAUGAUGGGCAAUGGUGAGAGAACACCAUUAAUAAAGGUGAUAACACAGGAAAUCUCCCCGCCCAAUAUCACUGUUGGGUAGGCACGCUACAGGAAGGGGCAGCAAGUCCAGGGCAUCCCCACUGGAGAUGGUGCUUCCUUUCUCUUCGGUGGUCCAUUGUCUUGGGAGGAGGGUGCAGCACCUCAUCAUAAACACAGCCUCCCUAGGUGCAGGGUGGUGCUUUUUAAGGGUUCAGAAAAGCUGGUGGUCACACACGCCGUCUGGGAGACGCAUCGGUGGCAGAGGUCCACUGAGGCCCCAGGCGGUGGUGUGUCUGCACGGGUGCCUGCCCUUAUCCUGGUGGAGACACCCCAAACCUUAUGCGCUGGGCUGGCGUGGGGGCUGUGUGCUGACUACAUGUAGGAUGCCCAGCUGUGAGGAGGACUAGCCUUUGAGACGUUCCUCAGAAACCUCACCACACAGCUCUUCACCUGCACCUUCUGAAAUAAUUGUCAUUUCUGUCUGAAAGCUGGAGAUGGAAAACCAAAAGGGAAGAACACGCUUGGCAUUUCUUAGGCUGAAAGAACUGAAGAAAAAAUUCAAGCCUUGAGUUGCAAUAAUUAAGGAUUCUAUGGGGAAAAUAUUAAACGACGCAAGAAGCAUCAAAAGAAGAUGGAAGGAAUACACAGAGUCAUUAUACCAAAAAGAAUUAAUCGAUGUUCAACCAUUUCAAGAGAUGCAUAUGAUCAGGAACCAAUGGUACUGAAGGAAGAAGUCCAAGCUGCUCUGAAGGCAUUGGCCAAAAACAAGGCUCCAGGAAUUGAUGGAAUAUCAAUUGAAAUGUUUCAACAAACAGAUGCAGCACUGGAGGUGCUCAUUCGUCUAUGCCAAGAAAUAUGGAAGACAGUUUCCUGGCCAACUGACUGGAAGAGAUACAUAUUUAUGCUUAUUCCCAAAAAAGAGGAACCAACCGAAUGUGGAAAUUAUAGAACAAUAUCAUUAAUAUCACACUUAAGCAAAAUCUUGCUGAAGAUCAUUCAAAAACGGCUGUAGCAGUAUAUUGACAGGGAACUGCCAGAAAUUCAGGCCGGUUUCAGAAGAGGACGUGGAACCAGGGAUAUCAUUGCUGAUGUCAGAUGAAUCCUGGCUGAAAGCAGAGAAUACCAGAAGGAUGUUUACCCGUGUUUUAUUGACUAUGCAAAGGCAUUCAACUGUGUGGAUCAUAACAAAUUAUGGAUAACAUUGUGAAGAAUGGGAAUUCCAGAAUGCUUAAUUGUGCUCAUGAGGAACCUUUACAUAGAUCAAGAGGCAGUUUUUCGGACAGAACAAGGGGAUACUGAAUGUUUUGAAUUCAGGAAAGGUGUGUGUCAGGGUUGUAAUUUUUCACCAUACCUAUUCAAUCUGUAUGCUGAGCAAAUAAUACGAGAAGCUGGACUAUAUGAAGAACGGGGCAUCAGGGUUGGAGGAAGACUCAUUAACAACCUGCGUUAUGUAGGUGACGCAACCUUGCUUGCUGAAAGUGAAGAGGACUUGAAGCACUUACUAAUGAAGAUCAAAGACCACAGCCUUCAGUAUGGAUUGCACCUCAACAAAGAAAACAAAAAUCCUCACAAUUGGACCAAUGAGCAACAUCAUGAUAAACGGAGAAAAGAUUGAAGUUGUAUUUCAUUUUACUUGAAUCCCCAAUCCACAGCCAUAGAAGCGGCAGUCAAGAAAUCAAAAGACGCAUCGUAUUGGGUAAAUCUGCUACAAAGGAUCUCUUUAAAGUGUUGAAGAGCAAAGAUGUCACCUUGAAGACUAAGGUGCGCCUGACCCAAGCCAUGGUAUUUUCAAUCGCAUUAUAUGCAUGUGAAAGCUGGGCAAUGAAUAAGGAAAACCGAAGAAUUGAUGCCUUUGAAUUGUGUUGGCGAAGAAUAUAGAAUAUACCAUGGACCGCUGGAAGAACAAACAAAUCUGUCUUAGAAGAAGUACAGCCAGAAUGCUCCUUAGAGGCAAGGAUGGCGAGACUGCGUCUUAGAUACUUUGGACUUGUUGUCAGGAGGGAUCAGUCCCUGGAGAGGGACAUCAUGCUUGGCAGAGUACAGGGUCAGCGGAAAAGAGGAAGAUCCUCAACGAGGUGGAUUGCCACAGUGGCUACAACAAUGGGCUUAGGCAUAACAACGAUUGAAAGGAUGGCGCAGGACCCGGCAGUGUUUCGUUCUGUUGUGCAUAGUGUCGCCUAUGAGUUGGAACUGACUCGACGGCACCUAACAACAACAACCUGAAAGACGCUCCCCCGACCCCAGGUUGGCCUCACCCAGAGACCCGUGUCCCGUGUGAUCACACAGGUUCUGGGUGUUCAUGAGUCCAGGGACACGUUCCACCAGCACAGGGUGCCUCCGGCCCUUCAUUAGAAGUGACCCUGGAGGAACCAGUGCCCAGUAAUAUCCCCCUAGACAGCCCCCAGCUGUCUAGGAGGAUAUUACCUGGGGUGGGAUUUUAUUUCUGCCUUGAUUUUCCUGCUAACCUAGUUUUCUGGACCCUUUUCUGUUGGGAGGUACCACCAUCCCCUCCUCUCCCAGGAGGCUGGAACAGCGCUGCCUGCCUGGCACAUGCUGGCUUGUUUCUCACCUGUCCGCAGAGAGACAGGCAGAGUCCUGGGAGCACCCAGUGCUUUCUGAAACGUGCCAGUACUGGUGGGGUAGAUCCAAGGGCGUCAGGUGCCUGGAACAAAGCCUCAGGUGGAUCAAGGACGAGAGGGUCUCCACACCUGGGGAGAGGGGACUGAUUAUGGAAUAGAAUUUAGAAAUGGGCCAGGUGAGGGCCUGAAAACAGGCCUGGGCUCGCUGGGUUGCAGGGCUACUCCUGCUCACUGGGCCUAGUGAGCCAUGCUCUGGCAUCUGGAGUAGGCUGCUGCAUGAGAGGGGAUGCCCACUCAAAGCAGUUCCCAGCGUGCCCAGGAUUUUUGGGACCCCGAUGGCCUGUGGGCUUUAGACUAUUUAAAUGUACGGCCGGGGCGGGUUCUGCACUUCUGAUCUCCCUUUUAGCUCAUGGAACGAGAGGAUGGGGAGCUGGACUGGGCAAGAGAGAUGUCAGUGAUGAACUUGGGCUCCUGAUACCAAGAGGAGGUAGCAAAAGGAGGGGUAAGGGGUCCCCCUUAUAGCCCAUUGUUAGUCUGGAAGUGUGACCCCACCUUUUCCUGGGACCAGGAAAGUCAGCUGUAGGAUUCUCUACUGCAUGGAUUUUUUUUCCCCUCAUGGUUUGCUGCUGUUCGGUGCCGUGGAGUUUGUUUUGAUUAACCACCCCACGUACGAUGGAAGGAAACACUGCCCAGUCCUGCACCAUCCUCACAAUUAUUACUGUAACCCUUAAGGUGGCACUUCUAAUUUUAUUCCUGGUACAUCCUUGUUCCCUGCCCUGCCCCCUGCACAGUCAAACAGAAUCUGUACCGGUUGUCUUUUAGUUCAAGUAUGUUUUAUUCUGUCCCACACCCUGUUGUACAUUCUUGCUGGGAAACCCACUCCCCCUCUUUCUGCAGCUCUCCCUGCAGAGACGCAGGCCCAUUUGAGAGCCGAAGUCUCCAUGCCUAGGUUUCAGCCUCAGUGUUAAAUGCUGCCACGUGCUGUUGGCAAGGUUGGGCCUGGCUCUGUGCAGCUUGGGUGGGCUGGUCCCUCCUAGCAGCCUCCCUUCACGGUCUUGGCCUGAAAGAGAAGGUACUUUGUCAGCACAGGUAGUUUUCAGGUUAGAUAUGGCUCCAAAGCAAGAAAACUCCCACCACAAAGGUCUUCCUUGACCAAACUGGACUUAAGAAACGAGGCUGUGGCAGGAGGCUCAGCUGUGUGAACCCCAAAACACCAGGGUGUUGGUAAGGUGACCCCCCACCGCCCUCAUCAUCUCUGCUAAUUCUCCGAUGGUUUCUCAGGUUAAUGUCAUCGUCUUCUAAUAAACACGUAAACUCCACGAAAACAAAA
Loxodonta africana (African savanna elephant) is the source of this 8234-nucleotide messenger RNA. It is a transcript of the gene SLC38A10, whose product is annotated as solute carrier family 38 member 10. The record is from RefSeq and is a predicted model, not a curated record. Gene Ontology annotation, molecular function: L-amino acid transmembrane transporter activity. Lineage: Eukaryota; Metazoa; Chordata; Mammalia; Proboscidea; Elephantidae. The transcript is spliced from 17 exons. The coding region runs from base 398 to 3661 and encodes 1087 amino acids. Gene Ontology annotation, biological process: amino acid transmembrane transport.